AUGCCAACGGACAAGCCAGUAGUUGCCGACUUUACCGGAGGUGAUGCUCUCCAAACUUCAGUAAAAUCACCCGAACCUUCAAGCCAACAACAGUCACAGUCACAAGGAAAAUAUAGACGAAAUUAUCGUGCAUGUUUGAACUGCCGUCUUCGUAAAGUCAAAUGUGAUUUAGGUCCAGUUGAUAAUCCUCACGAUGGGAAAUGUGCACGUUGUCUUCGAGAAAGAAAGGAUUGUGUAUUCGUUGAAAGUAAACGAGGAGGUACUGCAAAUGUGGUCAAUGGGAAACGCAAAAAGCAAAGGACAUCAAGCACGGUGAUGAGUAGACUGGAAACUCAAUCUCCGGAUUCCAAUAAUGUUUCUUCAACCACGUCAACCAUAGCGUCGCAAAAUGAUAAUAUAAAUACACCUUUGAUUAACAUGUCAAUUAACAAUAUAAUGCAAAAAUUGCCUGGUGUCGAGAGUAUUCUACCUAAAGACAAUUCUAGGAAUCCCCCACAGUCUGGCUUUUCAAAUACAUCCACUUCUCCUUCUUCGUCGUCAUUGCCUAUGGGACAACCACCUCAAUUACCGCCGAUAUCAAGUAAAACUUCGAUCCUAAAUCAACUGCUGCUGCUGUUGAAAAACCCAAAGUCGCUAUCGAAUGAAUUUACAACUAUGGAAAGUGCUUUGGUAUUUUUAGCCAAUGCUGCUGGGGAAAUUGCUAAAGCUGAUGAAAGAGAUAAUAUUGAUGCUCAAUCGAAAUAUGACCAGAUUGAAGCAUCAUUAUCUGGUGCCAAUAGUCAUCGUGUUAGCAUAGAUGAGACGACGAAUCAACAGCAACAAGAGCAACAAAAUCAACACUACCAGCAAAAACUGGAACAAGGUCAACGUCAUAAACCAUCACCAUCACUACAACAACAAGAGCACCAUCAACAGCAACCUUUAAAUACUCCUAACAAUGGACCCGGGGUUUUCACUAACAAUUAUCACGGUCAACCUGAAAAAUCAAAUAUCCCACCAUAUGUCAAACCUACUGCUUCGCGAAGAAUGUUUGUACCGCCAGCAGAGAGCGGGAAUGCUGUUAGACCAAAAGGUUCAAAUAAAUUGUCUAAUAUAGAUUAUAUUGGCCCUGCUCCGAGAGGGAUAUUAACUGAAGAUGAAGCCAAACGAUUAAUCAAUUUGUUUUUUGUCACUAUGCAUCCUUAUUUCCCACAUAUUCCAAAAUUCCUUCAUUCACCUCAAGUUUUAUCAAACUAUCCUAUCUUGUUAUGUGCCAUAUUAACGAUUUCAUCCAGGUAUCACCCAUUUGAAACAGAUAUGACCAAUCAUACCAAUGGUAAUGGGGCGGUUCCCAGACAUAUAGAAGUUCAUGAUCGGUUAUGGUUAUAUGUGCAGAGAUUAAUUUCACAAACUGUUUGGGCAGAGGCGAGCACUAGAUCCAUUGGGACUGUUUUUGCCUUUUUGUUGUUUACAGAAUGGAAUCCUCGAGCCAUUCAUUGGCGGUGGUCUGAUUAUGCAAAUAAGGCUGAAGAAAUCAAUGACACUGAUCAACAACAACAACAACAACAACCUCAAGCAAACUCCAAUACUAAUGGUUCGGCAUCACUUUCAUCUGCUGCUGCUGCUGCCACGGCAUCCACAGCUGCAACUACUGCGAGUGCGUUUGGUCAACUGAGUGAUGAAAAUAAUGGUGGACUUGCUGGAUUAGGAGCAAUGCGAAGAAGUCAUAGAAUGGCAUGGAUGUUAAUUGGAUCAGCCGUUAGAUUAGCUCAAGAUAUGGGGUUUAUGGAAAUCAGCUCCAAAGCGUUUUUGGCAACACAUAUAGCCGAAAUCAAUGCAGUGAUGAAUAUGUCGCGUCGAUCAAUGCUUGCUAAUUCUUUAUCGGAAGUUGAUUUGGAUGAAGAUGAAAUCACUGUGGAAGAUAUGGAACAAGCAGAAGAAAAAGAUGACGAUUCUAAAAUCAUGCAAAUGAAUGAGGAAGAGUUGAAAAAAAUAUCCACACAUCAUAUUUUGAAGUUUACGAAAUCACAAAAAGCCACCAUUGAAUUAUUGCAAAUUAUGUCCUUGGGACAUGAAUCUUUAUAUGGAUAUAAAGCUCAAUUGGGCCAACUAACGCAUCGUCAAACAUUAUCGGUGUUGAAUAUUUUAAGUCCAUUGAUUAAUAACUGGGGUCGUAAAUAUAAAGAAUUUCUAGUACCUUCAUCACCAAUAGUAAACAGCAAGUUUGCUAAAUUAGCACCUAAUUUUCCCCAACAUUGGUUGGAUUCAAAUAAUAAGAUAUGUCGUGAAAUUGCCGAUACCAUUGAACAAGAAACAUUUAUAAUUGAGUUUAAUUAUGUUAAAUUAUAUAUUUAUUCAUUGGCAUUGAAUCAAUCUCCUAAAUCUAUGCUUGAAAAAGGUACUAAAAUAAAACUAGAUGAGUUAUCAAAAGCAGCUAAAUAUAUUGAGCAGGCAUUCCAUGCAGCUAAUGAAACAUUGAAUGCUGCUCAUAGGAUUCAUCGAUUUAAGAUGUUACGAUUUAUGCCCGUUAGAUUGUUAACGAGAUUCAUUAGAGCGGCCGCCUUCAUAGUUCGAUGUCAUUUAACCAUGACAGCCCAAGAAAAUAUUUCUUUAUCGGUUUCAAAAAUCACUAUUGAUGAAAUUAUCAAAUCAACCCAUCGAGCAGCAAUGACAUUAAGAGAAUGUUCACCCGAUGAAUUACAUUUGCUUUCUCGAUAUUCAACUAUUCUUAUGGUAUUAUAUUCAGAAAUGAAAUCGAAACGAAAUCGAAAAGAAGCAGUAGAAGAUGAUGAGAAUAAUGAGUCCACCACAAUCCCAGAAACAGUUGGGGAAGAUAGUUCAAGUGGUAAUUCUCUGGAAUCUAAGCAAGCAUCUGGAGGGGUGAGGGCAACAACAGUAAAUGCAUCAGGAUCAUCCUUUGCGUCUGUUUCUUCUGGUGUUUCUAAUAAUGGAGUAUUUGGUGUAGGACGAUCAACAUCAGCAGCAACACAACCACAACAACAGCAACGACAGCAACCAAUACAACCAUCACAUACUACAGCUGGUAUGGCCACAAGUACUUAUAAAUCUUUUGGUAACAACAACAUUCAUAAUAAUUCUGCGCCUGCGGCAGUGGAUGCUGGACAAAUGGAAAUGAGCGAUAAUUCAUCGUCGUCGUUUCCUUCAGUGCCACCACCAGUUGAAGAUUUCGAUUUUGAUUUUAAUAUUGAUGAGCUUUUGGGUGAUGGGUUUCAAAAUAUUGUUGAUUUAUGGAGUUUUUUGAAUUGA
Molecule: messenger RNA, 3246 nt
Organism: Candida dubliniensis CD36
Lineage: Eukaryota; Fungi; Ascomycota; Pichiomycetes; Serinales; Debaryomycetaceae
Gene: ARO80
Product: Aro80p
Exons: 1
Coding region: 1-3246 (1081 amino acids)
Biological process (GO): DNA-templated transcription; aromatic amino acid catabolic process; positive regulation of transcription by RNA polymerase II
Cellular component (GO): nucleus
Molecular function (GO): DNA binding; DNA-binding transcription factor activity, RNA polymerase II-specific; zinc ion binding
Source: RefSeq, a predicted model, not a curated record